Messenger RNA from Octopus sinensis (East Asian common octopus), 2242 nucleotides. RefSeq names its product testis-expressed protein 9-like. The transcript has 13 exons. The coding region runs from base 721 to 1956 and encodes 411 amino acids. NCBI's taxonomy places the organism in Eukaryota, Metazoa, Mollusca, Cephalopoda, Octopoda, Octopodidae. The record is from RefSeq and is a predicted model, not a curated record.
GCAACAAAUGGGUUAGAAAUGAUAGUGACUGGAUAUUGCCAUUCAUCAACGAUUCAACCGACAAAGAGAAUCGGAGCAGUAAAAGAGAAAGAAUAAAUACGUAGUUAGAGAGAAAGAGAGGGGGUGGGUGGAUGGGUAGGUGGAAAAGAAAAAUGAGUGAACGGAGCAGGAGAGAGCGGGAGAAAUUUACUACAUCGAUUCUCCGUUCUGUUUACACGUUACCAUAGCAACCAAAACAUAGAUCGUAACUUUAUAUUGAAUUUAAUGUUCUUAUAUACACUCCAGUGUAAAGUAAAUAGUAACCAGAAUUUUUAGAAACUUUAAUAAUCAUUUAAAGGAGCCUUAAAUGUGCCUGCAGCCCCGUUACUCCGUUUCCAACUGGCAACACAUCCUAAUAAUGCUGUUUGCUCUAUUUAUUUAAAAAAGCAGGGAGAAACCCACGUACUACUUGUGUUUUGCUCAAGUGUCCACAAAGACCCAUUCAGAUCGAACCGAGACUGUUUAUUAAUAGUUGAUGUCGCCAGGAAACCGUCCGUCUUCCUCUCCUCGCCUAACUCAUCCACUUUUUAUCGUCUUUAUUACAUAUUACAACCAGCGGCUGACAUUAUCCUCCGAUUGGUAAAACAAGUACCAGUAACAUACGUGAGUUCAUUCCAUCAGCAAUUCCCCUUCUCUGACGAAACAUUUAUUGGUGUUUAUACACAUCCUGGAAUUUUCAGCAUGCCUCUUCCUCCUCCCGCUCCAGCUCGUAAAAGAACUAAUUCUACCUCAAAGAAGUCAGGAACUAAAAGCAAAAAAGACACCAAUGAUUUAAUUGACAAAGAAAAACUGUAUCAAGAACUGAAUGCGGAACUUGAAGCUCGGACUGCUUAUUUGGUUAGAGAAGCCGAGGGACUAAUAAAAGAUCAACCCGUGGAUGUUUCAGAGAGUAGAGUUGGUUUAAUUAAUCUGGAAACAUCACACAUCACAUCCAACUUGCUGGAUCAUAUAAACCCUGAUGAAUUUCUACAAGACCUUGAGGAUGAGGAUUUUGGUGAUGAUGCAGGAGAUUAUGGUGUAUCUGCCUCGAAGUCUCAGUCAAAGAUGAACUCUGCAGCAAAACCAAGCGUUUCUCCACAUCAACAAAACUCAACAAAACACAAAGUCUCGUCCACAAGGGCCAAACCAACAAGUUCAAAAUUAAACCUGGCUGAUGAUGUUGCCGUUCCUGAUGAAACGUACCUCAACGACCUACAGGACACUUUCCAACAGAUCUCUGACCAACAACAAGCUGACACUGAUUUGAACCCUUCUAUUGACUCCUCACAGCAAGUUGAUGAUAUUCUACCUCCUACUCUUAAUGAAAUAGGCUCAGAAGCCAUAAUUCGUUUUCUAAAAGCAAAGUUAAGAGUGAUGCAGGAAGAAUUAGAAAAUCUAUCACAGCAAUGUGAGAAAAAGGAGGAGGACCGGACAAAGCUUCAGGAGCAAGUGAAGCAAAUGGACGAGGAGCGUAGCCGACUGCAGCGCAUGAGCAGCAAUCAACUCACUCAACUGGAAAACUACAAGAAACUGAUUGACGAUGGUAAACAAAGAAUUGAAGGACUGGAAACCCAAGUAGUUACCCAGAAAAGAGAGUUGGAACAUUUAAAACGAAAUUUUAAAAAGGAAGGUACUUUACAUAAAGCCACAGAUGUGCGUUUGAACCGAGCACUUGAGGAAAUGGAAAAAUAUAAAGAACAAGUUCAAAAGACCAAAACUGAUGCUAAGGAUCACAGCAGUAAUGACAAAAAACGGAUUGAGCAACUUCUAGCUGAGAAUCGGAUGCUCGAGAAGCAAAAAAAUGAAUUGAUGACUGGCUUUCGGAAACAAAUGAAAUUAAUUGAUAUUCUUAAAAAGCAGAAGAUGCAUAUCGAAGCUUCAAAAAUGUUAACUUUUACAGAAGAAGAGUUUGUAAAAGCAAUGGAAUGGGAGACAUAAGUAGUUGCAAGGAAUCUUAUUUAGAGAACAUAAAAGAAAAGGGAAGAAAGAAAGGAAGAAAGAAAGAAAAGAAGGAAGAAAGAAAAAGAAAAGAAGAGAGGAAGAAAGAAGAAAAAAACCUCAUGUCAUUAUACCAUUAUGCUGUCAUACUAUUGUGCUAGUUUACCAUUUUUCCAUUAAACCAUUAUGGAACCAUGGCGUUAUAGCAAAAAGAGCCUGAACUAUGGGAUGUGAUUCUGUCUAGGAUCUAUUUUUUACAGAAAAUAUAAAAGUGAUAUGAAUGUGA